UCCUCCGUUUCAAAGAAGGAAAAGGAAAACAAAUCCGAAAAGGCGAUAAAAGCCCAGUCCUCUCUCUCUCUCUCUUUUCUGCAGAUCCAAUUCUUAUAAAUCCCCUCAAACUUUUAUAUUAUUACAAAACUGCCAUUCUCUUUUCCGAUCAUAGACUUAGUAUAAAAGAAAGUCCAGAACUUUUUUCGUCAAUCUCUUUCUCAAAUUCGUCGAAUUUACGAAACUGCCAUUCGCCUUCCUUCCUCUCUCUCACAGUCUCUUUUCUUCGAUUUCCUAAAUGUACGGCUCUGGAAGUUUUCCGAUGGCCCGAAAUCACGCCAACGGCGAUCGCUUCUACAACCCACCAGCCAUCCGUCGGCAGCUCCAGCAACAACAGCAACGGCAGCAGCAGCGGCCAUUGAAGACGAGGCUGCCGCCUCCGGUCUCAGAAGCACGGGAGACGGAGAAUCGCGCCGAAUCCGACGAUUUGAAAGCCUCGGUAUGUUCUCUGCCACCGGAGCCGAGGCUGCCGUCUGGUAACUUGGAUCGGUUCCUUGAAUCAACCACUCCCAUCGUUCCUGCCCAGUACUUUUCCAAGACGAGUAUGAGGGGCUGGAGAAAUUGCGAUGCGGAGUUAUAUCCGUAUUUCAGUCUUGGGGAUCUUUGGGAGUCUUUUAAAGAGUGGAGCGUGUAUGGAGCUGGAGUCCCUUUGGUGUUGAAUGGGAGCGACUCUGUUGUUCAAUAUUAUGUUCCGUACUUGUCGGGUAUCCAACUAUAUGUAGAUUCAUCAUCAAAGCCUACAUUGUCGUUGAGGCGACCUGGUGAAGAGAGUGAUGGUGAUUCCUCCAGGGAUACAAGUAGUGAUGGCAGCAGCGACUGCGAUGUUGAUAGGUCAAAACAGGUUGGCGAGAGCACGUGGAGUCAUCAUAAUCCGAUGGACCCGAGCAUCCUACGAAUAAACAGACUGUCCUUAAGGGAUAAACCUCAUCUUGUGGGUCAAGAGGGUUUUUCCAGUGAUGACGGCGAGGUUUCCAACCCUCAUGGGAUUCUGACAUUCGAGUACUUUGAACAGGAUCCCCCCUACAGCCGGGAACCUUUAGCGGACAAGGCAAGUUCUUUCUUUCUUGGGACUUGAUCGAAGUUUGGAAACUCAUUUUCCAUGUUAACAACCUGUCUUGCCAACUUGCAUCACAGAUUUCAGUCCUUGCAUGUCGAUUUCCGGAGCUUAAGACGUACAGGAGCUGUGACCUACUGGCUGCUAGCUGGGUUUCAGUGGCCUGGUAUCCAAUAUAUAGGAUACCCACGGGCCCCACACUGCGUGAUCUGGAUGCUUGCUUUUUGACCUUCCACUCCCUUUCAACACCUUUUAGAAGUACAAGCAAUGUUCAGCCAGAGGUUCGUGGUCCAACGGUUAGGAAGGUUGGUAGUGCCAUGGACUUGUCUGCAAAACUUCAAUUACCAGUCUUUGGGCUUGCCUCCUACAAGUUAAGAGGUUCGGUCUGGACCACCAACGGUGUCUCGGAACGCCAACAAUCAACUUCACUACUCCAACAUGCUGACAAUUGGCUCCGGCGGUUACAGGUUGAUCACCCUGAUUUCCGGUUCUUUGUUUCGCACAAUACAUAUUGGAGGUAAGGGGAAGGAAGGUCUCGGCGUUCCACUGAUUGGUUGGUUGAAUCUUGUGCGGAGUUGCUCCGGCAUUCCCAUCUAUCUUCUAUUUAUCUAAGUUCGUCUUUACGUAUGUAAUGCGAAAGACUACUAUUAUCUUGAGGGAAGUAUCUUACCCAAAGGAAAGGCAGCUGGUUAUCCAUGAGAUAAAAACAGCAGAAGAAGAGCCAGAUUAGUUCUGGUUUCCGCCAAGGCAAAAGAUGAUGGGAUGCGGGGCCUCUUAUUUUAGUAGGGUGCAUAAGGUGGCAGGAUCACAACCCGCUUGCUUAAUUUUUAUCGCAAAGCGAGAACAAUAAACUUGUAUGUUCUGCCUUUUUGUUUCCGUCGCACCUUAAUUCUGUCGGGAGUUGCAGGUGUUGGUGCUCUAAGCACCAGGGAUUUCUACGAUAACAUUUUAACACUGCUGCUACGAUAAAUCUUUGUUAUGGAUGAAGAAGGUUAUGAUGAUUUUGGAUGGUGACGAAAGAAAAAACAAAAACAAAAGAACUGUAGUUUAUCUAUACUGAUAGUUUCUGAAGGAACACACCUCUUUCCUCAAUCACAUUGGGGGUGUAUCUUUCUGCAGUGAAUAGAAUGUGAUUGUAUGGAAGUGGAGUUGAUGUUUA
Molecule: messenger RNA, 2252 nt
Organism: Magnolia sinica
Lineage: Eukaryota; Viridiplantae; Streptophyta; Magnoliopsida; Magnoliales; Magnoliaceae
Exons: 5
Coding region: 278-1114 (278 amino acids)
Source: RefSeq, a predicted model, not a curated record